AUGGACAAAGGGAUCAUCGUCCCGCUCCUCGGCGCGCUCCAAGCAUGCGUCUCCGUCCUGCUAACGAUGGCCUACGGCGCCGCGGCGCAACGACUGCGUCUGAUCCAGAAGUCCUCGAUCGACGAUAUCGCCGGGCUGGGUAUGAAGCUGCUUCUUCCGGCGCUUAUCGUCGUGCAUCUAGGCGAGCAAUUGGAAUUGGAGAAUGUGGCUAAUUAUGGACCGGUUGUUGGCAGCGAAGUCCUGGCGCCGUUCAAAUCACCGUUCACGGACGUGGCGAUUGGGUGUACAUUGCUAGGCGCGGUGCUGGGCCUCGUGCCGCAGCUGCAUCGGGCGUUUUUCGCAUCGUACGAGCACGGCGGGAUCUUCAAUGCGUGGUUGACGUCCAGCGUGAAGAAUGUCGGGAAGCUGUUCACCACGCUGCAGAUGUUCGCGGUGGGGUGUAAAUUGGGGGUCAGCUUUGAGCAGAUGCGCGGCCGUCGAGACCGAGACAGCUCGGGCCGAACGCCGUUCAAGGCCGUGGCGACGAUUUUCCUGGUUCGGCUGGUGGUGUGGCCUGCGUUGAGUAUUUCGUUCAUCUACGUGCUGGCGCGAAGGACGGAUCUCGUGCGAUCGGAUCCCAUCCUGUGGUUUAGUCUGAUGCUGAUGCCGGCCGGACCGCCGGCGCUGGUCAUCUCGGGGCUGGCGGAAUUGGCCAGAGUAUCGCAGGCGGAGAAGAUGGCCGUUGCGAAGACGUUGAUGAGAGAUCUGCUCCCCCUGGUUCUUCUACAGAGCCAGCUGGCCAACGAUUCCCCCGCCUAUACGCCCUCCGCCGCUCCCGACCACCCUCACCCUCCUAUCCCCUCCCGACCCUCGCCGUCUCGUCCGAACCGCUCGGCCCCGGCUGCAGGCAACGUUCCGCCGUCCUCUCAGUCCGUCUCCUUCGCCCAGAAUUAUCGCAGGUCUGCCGGUGUGAACGGGGGUUUGAGUUCGUUGUCCUCUCGUCGCCGCCGUCGUCGUCGCAGUAGCACGCCCGAUACUUCCGGCGAAACCACCGAGGGAACGACAGGAGGUCGUCUGGGAGACCGCACGGCGGCAAGCGAGGCCAGUUUUCCGGAUCACUCCAGUAUCCAGUCCCACACCUUAUCCGAGGGUCGUUCGCCAUCCCCCAAGCGCAGGCGCCUGGCAAAUAUGCGGCCGGAUGGAAUUUCGAGUCUGAAUGGUCCCUCCCAAGCGUCUAACGGCUCCACUGCGUCUCCGUCCCAGAAGACGAGUCUUUCCCACGCCUUGAAUGGGCAGGUCUCGUUCGGUUCGUCGAACGGUGACCUGCACACGAACGGAUCUCAGAAACUCUCGCCCGCAUCAUCCUCAUACUUCGGCCAUGAUCGAGAAGAAAUCACCCGGAUUCUGAUCCAGAGUCUGUUCGAGCUCGGGUACAAUGGAUCGGCGUCGAUGCUGAGCAAGGAAAGCGGCUAUCAGUUGGAAAGUGCCGGCGUUGCUACGUUCCGCGAUGCGGUGCUGGACGGGCGAUGGGCUGAGGCCGAGAAGAUCUUGGUACAUUCGUUUUAUCCGGACGGGAACGGGCGGUCGCUGAACGGUCGGGAUCACACACCCUCGAAGGAGCGAUUGGUACUGGUGGAGGAUGCCGAGCUCAAUGAGAUGCUCUUCUACCUCCGGCAGCAAAAGUUCUUGGAAAUGCUGGAGAGUCGUGAUCUCGGAGCGGCGCUGAUCGUUCUUCGCCACGAGCUGACGCCUCUGAACUACGAUAUUGCUCGUCUUCAUGCUCUAUCUAGUCUUCUCAUGUGCCCGCCCGAGCAUCUUCGUGAUCAAGUGGGCUUGAAUGGCUCCAUGACCUUUUCGCGGGAGCGACUAUUAUCGGAUCUAUCAAAAUCCAUAUCCCCGUCCGUGAUGAUUCCGGAUAAUCGUCUGGCUAUCUUGCUCAACCACGUCAAGCAAACCCAGAUCAACCAAUGCCGAUAUCAUAAUACCGCAUCGCCCCCUUCGCUGUAUUCGGACCAUAUGUGCGACCGCAACGAUUUCCCGCUUCGGACGGGGAUCGAACUGAAUCAACAUUCUGACGAAGUCUGGUACUGCCAAUUUUCCCAUGAUGGCACGAAAUUAGUCACGGCUGGCCGAGACCACGGCGUCAUCAUUUACGACACGACUACGUUUGCCGUGGUGCACAAAUUGGUUGAUCACGACGACGGAGUAGCUCAUGCCAGCUGGAGUCCGGAUGACACCAAACUCAUCACCUGUUCCCAGGACAAGAAAGCUCGUGUGUGGAAUGUCGAGACGGGCCGCUGCCUGUUGACAAUAAACCACCACCGUCAACCAGUCACAGCUGCGGCAUGGGCUGCCGACGGAGAGUCCUUCGUGACGGCUUCGCUCGACCUUAGCUCGCAACUGUGCCAUUGGAGUCUGCGCGGUCAUGCUAUCUACAUGUGGCCGGGCGGGUUCCGCGUUCAAGAUUGUGUCAUCACUCCCGAUGGUCGACGAUUGUUGGCGGCAGACGUCGAGGAAAAGAUCCAUGUUUACAACUUUAUGACUCACGAAGAGGAAUAUUGUCUUCCCUUGAAGAGCAAACCCACGUCCGUUGCCGUCAGCAAAGACUCCCGUCAGAUGCUCGUCAACCUCUCGGAGGGCCAAAUACAGCUCAUCGAUAUUGACACCACCAAUGUGAUCCGACGGUUCCAAGGACAGAAGCAGGGCUCUUUUGUUAUCCGAAGUACAUUUGGAGGAGCUGCGGAGAACUUUGUUGUCAGCGGAAGCGAAGACUCUCGUGUCUAUGUUUGGCACAAAGAAAAUGGAACGGUUGUGGAAACCCUGGAGGGACACAACUCUGGAUGUGUCAAUGCGAUAUCCUGGAACCCCACCAAUCCUGGCAUGUUCGCUUCUGCCGGGGAUGAUUGUUUGGUCAGAAUCUGGACUAGAGAACGCGAUACUCACCCUAAUGCCUCGAUGGGCAAAAGCCGCGCCGUAUCGGCUAGUGGAUUCGCGCGAACCAGUGCCUUACGUUCAACAUCAAGCUUUUAA
Messenger RNA from Aspergillus steynii IBT 23096, 3009 nucleotides. Its product is annotated as WD40 repeat-like protein. The record is from RefSeq and is a predicted model, not a curated record. Gene Ontology annotation, cellular component: GID complex. Gene Ontology annotation, molecular function: protein binding. Gene Ontology annotation, biological process: proteasome-mediated ubiquitin-dependent protein catabolic process. NCBI's taxonomy places the organism in Eukaryota, Fungi, Ascomycota, Eurotiomycetes, Eurotiales, Aspergillaceae. Bases 1 to 3009 code for a protein of 1002 amino acids. The transcript is spliced from 10 exons.